AUGAGCACUGGAUAUAUUGGGUCCAAGAUCAGUCUCAUUUCAAGGUCCGACAUUCGUUAUGUGGGCAUUUUACAUAGCAUCAAUUCAGCCGAUUCAACUGUAGCUCUUGAACAAGUUCGCUCUUAUGGAACGGAGGGUCGUCGAGGCAGUCCUUCUGAGGAAAUUCCUCCUUCCGACAAUGUUUUUGAAUACAUUGUAUUUCGUGGUUCGGAUGUAAAAGAUUUGCAUGUUUGUGAAGCCCCUGCUCAACAACAAUCUUUACCUCCUCAAGUUCCUAACGAUCCUGCGAUUCUUGGGACUACUGCUCCUCGACCAACAAGUUUUCAGAGUUUUGCUCCACCAACAAUUGGAGUACAACUCCCACCUAAUCCACCUAAUUUCGCUGGAGCACAUCCGUUUUAUCUUCAACAAGUAGCUGCUGCAUCCUUUCAACAACAGCCACAAUAUUGGCAACAACCGCAAGUUCCUCAACCACAGCUGAAUAGCAACAUCUCAGAGCCCGCUGCCAAAGAAGCUGAACAGCCAAAGUCACAAAUACAGAAAGAACAUUCAGCACCUGACAAGGUUGAAGAGCCUAAACCGGAUAAAUCUACAGCAGUCAAAAAUCUCGUCAAGACGGGCACGAGUUCACGGUCUACCUCUGUUACGGCGAAUAAUAGAAAUAAUGAACCUACUAAGGAAGUCCCUUCAACGUCCGCCGUCGAAGAUUUGGCCAAGAAAGUCAGCGAAAUUCAUUUAACAACAACAAAAGAAACUAACGUUGAAAAACAAGCUGUAAGUAACCAUACUCGUUCCUCUGCUCCAAGCAAUAAUAGGCUUCCCGGUAUGGGUGGGCAUCUUUUGCAGCAAAAUCGUAGAAGUCGUGGAAAUCGACGAAAUUACAAUCAAAAUUACGAUCGUAACAGAAUUCCUGUCCCUCAAUCUGAUUUCGAUUUUGAAUCAUCGAACGCCAAAUUUAAUAAGGAAGAAAUUGUCAAAGAAGUUGUUAAGAAAACUCAUCCUCAUGACCAAAAGGAGGAAGAAAUUUUAGAUGGACAAGGUGAAGAGGAAGAGGAAGAAGACAUUUUGAUACCACCUGCUGAAAGUUAUUAUGAUAGAAGCAAAUCAUUUUUUGAUAAUAUUUCUUGUGAAACCAAAGAACGUUUAGAGCAACAGGGUCCAGACGGCCGUCGUAGUUUAUCUGUUGCUGAAAGAAGACAAAAACAAUCAGAAGAAAGACGGUUGAAUCUUGAAACCUUUGGACAAGUGUCUAUCGAUGGUGGAAGAUAUCGCGGAGGUUAUCGUGGUCGUGGCUACCGAGGAAGCAGAGGAGGAUACCGUGGAGGUCGCGGUGCAAGUGGUGGUUAUAGAGGUGGCUAUACUAGCAAUUACCGAGGGAAUAAUUAUAGGCAACAAAUGCAACAAUCAUGA
Messenger RNA from Funneliformis mosseae, 1410 nucleotides. Lineage: Eukaryota; Fungi; Glomeromycota; Glomeromycetes; Glomerales; Glomeraceae. The record is from the annotation of a GenBank genome assembly.